CGACUUGAAAGGGGAUGCAUUCUCGUUGGUCGUGUGCCGCACGGAAAUUCGCUCAUCUCCGACGAAAAGGCAUAUAAAUUGAACCCUUCAGAGGGUGGAAAAGACACACAACACCUGAUCGCCAAGUAUAAACUCAACAAAUAUUUACCUACUAUCUCUUCUUCUUCAAUAUGCUGUACAAGUCAAUGACCCUUUUGGUUUUUGUGGAUUUGGCCGCAUGCGUCUUCGCCAUCAAUGAUAUCGUUCAGGAGGAUCAGGCGGCUGCUGAGCAAUCCUACCGCGUUCAUGGUGUCUACCCAUCGUGGUACCAAUACGGCGUCAAUGCCUUCCCCUUAUUCGCCCGUUUUUCCCGUCCCUCCCUCUCCCCUCCUCCCGCUAAAUACCUCCGAUUGAAUGCCGAUCGCGUCGAUUAUUCAGCUGCUUCAUACCCCUCUGAUUUCUUCGUCGGAGUCAGGAAUGUCGCCCAUCCUUAUGCCAUUGAAGCAGCGGCAGAAAACCAAUACGGCGCAGCCACUUACAGCAACGGAGUCCGCGGCUACUCCUUCGCCGGCUACCCCCACCCCGGUGGUUUCGGCUACAAAACUUACCCAUAUGGCACUUACGGAGCCGUCCCAUACGUCGCCGCUCCCGCCAAGGCCUAA
Molecule: messenger RNA, 641 nt
Organism: Daphnia pulicaria
Lineage: Eukaryota; Metazoa; Arthropoda; Branchiopoda; Diplostraca; Daphniidae
Exons: 2
Coding region: 171-641 (156 amino acids)
Source: RefSeq, a predicted model, not a curated record